AUGUCUGGGAAAUAUACAGGCCUUCAAGCUCGAAUAAAACAAGUUUGCCCUCAUGCUGUAUAUGUUCCAUGUUCAGCACAUUCUUUAAACUUGGUUGGAAAAUGUGCUGCUAAUUGUUGUUUUUUGGCUGAAGACUUUUUUAAUUUAAUUCAAAAUCUAUAUGUGUUUUUUUCUUCAUCUACAUAUCGAUGGCAAAUUUUAUCAAAGCAGUUACAGGGCAAUGUAACUAUAAAAAUGCUAUCGGGUACACGUUGGUCAGCACGUCAUGAUGCAUGUUUUAGCCUUUCUUAUAACUGGAAAGAAAUAAUCAAAGCACUAGAAGAAUUUGAAAAUAAUAAAUUGGAAAAACCACAAACAAGAUGCGAACCAGGGGUUUGUUAA
Molecule: messenger RNA, 381 nt
Organism: Macrosiphum euphorbiae (potato aphid)
Lineage: Eukaryota; Metazoa; Arthropoda; Insecta; Hemiptera; Aphididae
Source: the annotation of a GenBank genome assembly